AUGUCAUUAGAAGACCUGCAGACUCAACUCGCCGAACUUAGAACUGCGAAUGAAGAACUGCGUCAACGGAUUGGACAACCCAGCACUUCUCAAAACAUGUCGGUGAACAGAGUAGCCGUCAAACUUCCGCCCUUUUGGCCUGAAAGACCAAGUCUGUGGUUCUGUCAAGUUGACUCGCAAUUUCUUAUAUCUGGAAUUACCAACGACGACACCAAGUUUCACUACGUGGUCUCGCAAUUGGACACAGGAAUUGCUGCUGAAGUCGAAGACAUCAUAACAAACCCUCCUCAAGGCGACAAAUACGGACAUCUAAAAAAGAAACUGAUUGAACGCCUCUCUGCAUCCGAAGAGCAACGUGUGCGGCGGCUGCUGAGUGAAGAGGACCUUGGAGACCGCAAGCCUUCUCAGUUUUUGAGGCAUCUUAGGUCUCUUGCGGGCUCGACUCCCCUUCAAGACAACAUGCUUCGUCAACUGUGGCUCAGACGACUCCCUCCUCAUUCACAAGCCAUAUUGACUACGCAACUUGAGCUCUCCUUGGACAAACUGGCAGAACUGGCUGAUAAGAUCAUGGAGGUAGCUGACAUUCCUUCAACACCUGGUAUUUGUGAAGUCUCUUCAGGUAACACUUCUUUAUUAAAUGCAAUAGAAUCCCUCUCUAAACAAGUUCAAGCAUUAUCAGAAACCAGAGUACGAGAUACACAGGUGAGACCUAGGGGUCGUUCCCAGUCUCGUGGUGGAUCAGGAAACGAACCUAAUCCCUCUAAGAACUGGUGCGGGUACCAUAGAAAAUUCAAAAACAAUGCUACCAAAUGUCUUUCUCCGUGCUCUUUUCAGGGAAACCUCAGCAACAAUCCGUAG
Molecule: messenger RNA, 858 nt
Organism: Macrosteles quadrilineatus (aster leafhopper)
Lineage: Eukaryota; Metazoa; Arthropoda; Insecta; Hemiptera; Cicadellidae
Exons: 1
Coding region: 1-858 (285 amino acids)
Source: RefSeq, a predicted model, not a curated record